This is a messenger RNA of Patiria miniata (bat star), 2890 nucleotides long. Its product is annotated as chromobox protein homolog 8-like. NCBI's taxonomy places the organism in Eukaryota, Metazoa, Echinodermata, Asteroidea, Valvatida, Asterinidae. The transcript has 5 exons. The record is from RefSeq and is a predicted model, not a curated record. The coding region runs from base 398 to 1246 and encodes 282 amino acids.
CUAGUGUUGUGUCAACGCGACUAGUCGUUAGUCAGGAGGCGAUCUACCCGCACGCUGUUUAGCAACUCGCGUGGGCUCGAUUGGCUAUGCGCGGACUGCAUGUAGUGUGUGAACCACCCGGCCGUACGUGUUACCUCAACGGAUCGUUUGGAUUUGUACACUCACGUCGCCACUGAAUGAUACCAUUAUCAACACGGCUAUUGAAAGGCUAGCGCUCACAUGAUCGCAACAAACCAAACCCGAUGGAGUUUGAAUGAUAAAAAUCGCCAACCGUCAGUUACUGUGGAAUAUCGUUCACCGAUGACAACUGCCGGCUGGAUAUAAACUCGUCUCAAAUUGCUGGAUUUUUUUAAAAAUAUUUCGUGGGAUUUGAUUCAAUUUUUUGGAACUUUCCAAAAUGGAUGGAGACAGAGUUUUCAUCGCUGAUUGCAUCAAGAAGAGAAGAUCUCGACAUGGGAAAGUUGAGUUCCUUGUCAAGUGGAAAGGCUGCCCAAGCAGGAUGAACACGUGGGAACCUGAAUACAACAUCCUGGAUCCUGUGCUGAUCUUGGAAUUCGAGGAAAGGAUCGCUGAGCAGUAUAGGAAGGGAAGACCCGGCCGUAAACCAGCCAACCUUAAGGAUUUGAAGAAUAAGAGACGUGAACUUCUGGCCAAGUGCAAGGAAUAUCAGCUUCUGUCAGAGCAGGCCAAGUUGAAGACGCUUCACGAGCAGGAGACGAAUGAGUGUCCAGACGAUACGGAAGCCCGUAACGGCCAUGGCAACGAAGAAGCGAGUACCGACAUGGAGACGCCAGACGCUAAUGGAAAUUUCCCCCAUACGGACAAAGACAUGAUGAAUGGGCAACAGAAGACGGUCAAAAAACCCAGUUUCUUGCAACUCAAGGAGACCAGCUCCCUGACCGGUAAUUGUCGUGAUGCUACAUCACCCAUCGCUGGUUGCCUUCCCUCACCCACCGCACCCAGACCACCACACAGUGCCACCUACAUGGGUUGUGACACGCCCAUCGCCUCCCCCAACUCCAUGGAUUCUAAGCCUCCCUCCCCAACCACCAACGCCACCACUCCUACCAACACCGUCAAGCUGGGCAAGUUUGCCUUACUGAGGAAGUACCGUGACUCCAUGGAGGAAAGCUCGCAGAUUAGCGUGACCAACGUGACAAUCGGUGACGUGACAAUUGCCAUCGCGGAGAGUAACACUCCUAAGGGAUUCUUUAGAAAGUACGAGCCCGAAUCUGCCUGCUGGUGAAGAAACUAUGAAUGAGAAGAACAUGAGAACAGUCUGGCAACAACUGAGAACAGUCUGACUGAUGAUGAAGACUGUGUGACUCGUGUUACCGAAUUUAAAACUCAUCGGUGAAGUCACCUUGUCACAAAACGAAUUUGUUUUCGUGAGACAGUCGUCAGAGUAAAGGAAACUUAAAGGAAACAAUGUGAGGUGGAUGGAAUUAUAUGUGGAUGCAAAAUACAUAGGUUGUGAUGUUGACGAAGAUUCUUGAUGAGACAGUGAUGGUUAAUAUGGCGUAGGAUAGACUGGACGGAAUAUCAUCGCUCCUGGCAUGUCCUUGGUAUGGUGCUGUUUGGAAAUGUGUGAGAGAGAGAAAAAUCAAGUGGAUGGAGCUUACGAGAAACAAACAAAAAUGUCACGAGUCCUGAAAAAAAAUGGAAAACAAAACUAGAGGCAAAAAAGGUCACAGAACCCUGUUAAUCAAUGGCAGAUGUCAGAUUAUGAUAGAGUUUUUGGUUUAGUUUUACGAAAGCGAACUUGAACCCCUGUUACACACCUGUUUGACAUUGGUAAGCAGGUGGUUUAAUUGGGAACAAGAAAGACGAUGUUUUCCAUGUCCUAAAUUUUAAUCUUUUUUGUGGCUAUAAGCCGCUUCGAUGGGUUCCGUAUUAUAGACCAGAACCAUGCCAAAGCUUGGUAUAGGGCUACGUUCGGCCUGUAGAUUGUAUAGACUUCAUUCGCGUCGUGCGUUACCAUGAAAACAGGAUUUGCAGUAUUUUGCUGUUUUCUAGCAAGGUGAUAUGUUUGCGCGUAUACGUGGGAAAAGUGGACCCGUUUUAAUAAAAUCGGAAACAUGAGUCAUGGCAUUUGAAAGUGAUGAUUGAACUGAGUCCUGUAAACUUCCCACGCAUGCAUUUGGGAUAGCUAGGCCUACUGCUGUUCACAACAUAGAAUUGAUCAAUAUGGAAGCAUCAUGUCAAAUUGUAUUUUUUAAAGCCAAACCGUUAAAUAUCCGCCCUUUUAGUAAUGCUAAAUUGAGUUUUAACAUUUUGUUUUUAAUUUUCAAAUAUGCCUUGUAUGUUGUUUUUUCUUUAACCGUCGAAAUGUAAAGGUUAAAUAAUGUGCAAUUUUAUGAUGGCACUUGUUUAAACGGAGUAAAGUGUUUAGUGUUUUCUUAGAUCUUAAGCUUAUGACUCCUAAGAUUUGACGUUUAGUUAAGAUUUAAACAAACCUGUAUAAGUGUCUCUUAAAUGAACCGGGUACAUUUUAAUGAAGGAAACGGUUCUCACUUUAUUAUUUUUAAUUUUUUAUCCAGAAUCAUUACCCGUCAAAGUCCUAAAAGGGAAUCGGUCAACAUGUACCCAGACCAUGAAAAGUGUAGGACAAAGAAGUGUCAUGGUAUAGGCCCCAAUCUUUGGUCGUGAUCCAUUUGCGAGGCCUGCUUAUUGGUGCAGUUUAUGUCAAUGUAGUAUGACCUUUGAACUCGGAAGUACAGGCCUACUCCCUGUCCCGUACAUCGAGCUAAAUACAAUAUUGUAAAACUAAACCCAAAUGAAAUUAUAUUAAAAUGUAGAGUUUAACACUAAAACACAGCAUGAGGCUAUUUUAGCCAUAUAUAAUAUUCCGGUCUAUACUUAAUAAAUACGCAUUCAAAUAAACAAGAUU